AACACAAUGAAAUUCAAAUAAGGAUAUCUGUGUGAAUUUGUUUUUCUUCAGACAUGUGGAUAUAGAAACAGCUGUAUAAGUGCCUACCGUAAAGAAGUAUGUUUCUUGUGAGAUAUGUCUAAAACACUGGAAUGAUGUAGGCCUAUUCGGAAUACCAUGAUACAUAUAUAUUAGUGGAAGUCGUAUUCUUUGUUAUAGACAACUUUCUUUUAAAGUUAUAUGCACACGUUGACAUAAGUGACAAGUUUGUUUGAAGUGAUCUGGAACUGGUACGUCACAUCAUACCUGUAGCUAUAUGUAUUGGACUGAUAAGAAACCUUACACAAGAUAGCACAUCGCCUGGCUGUGACAAUGAACGAAGCCCAGCGUGUAACACUACAGCGACACUACAAACAAUUGUCCAGUGAUAUCAUCCUCACUGAAGAUCUUAUAGGAAAUCUGUGCGACUUGAAGGUUUUUGAGUUGAAUAUGAUAGAAAUAAUAAAGGCACAGAGGACUAGAGCAGAACAAGUACAGAAAAUGCUUGAGUGGCUGCCAAAGCGAGGUCCCCAUGCCUUUGACGGGUUUGUUGAUGCCAUAGAAAAUGAUUAUCCAUGGCUGGCCAGUAUUCUGCAGGCUAGUUACGAGUCAGAAAGAACCCAUCAUACUUCACAUCAUAAAGCUCCUGUCAGACAAGACACUGUGAGAUCACUAGUUAUAGAUACAUCAUGUAUUGCAGAGCCUGACACAAAGAAAAAGGUGAGCUAUUUUGUCCACCGCCAGUUCGGCACCAGCAAAAGAAUUUCACAGAAUGACAAGAAGGCUUUAGAAAAGUGGCUCAAUGAACAACUGAAUGAAGAACGAAAACGACUUUUAUCCUUAACUGACCGUCCAGAGAUUGAGUCAGUAGAUAGCUCAGACUCCGAGUCAGAAGACUCAACCACCCAGAACAUACAGCAGGAGCUGUAUAAUCUGCACAUCAAGCUAGAGGAUUAUCUUUUGAAAGACAGAAAAUACAAAAACAUGCAGUAUCUGCCAGAAGACAUGACGUUUGAGACUGUCAGCAAAGAAGUGGAUGUUGUUCUGAAAAUCAUCGACUCUCUAGAAAAGCAAAUACAGAACAGUUUACAGAACUUCAGUACUACAGAACAACACAAGCCUCUGUCGGAUCUCGUGGAAUCUCUGGUAGCCAGAUAUGUGGAGCAAGAGGAUAUUCACAACAAAGACAGCAAACAUAUUAAAGAACUUCACAAAAAGCUGGACGAGUAUUUAGAUCAUAUUGACACAGUAGAAAAUCAAAGAAAGACUUACCGUGAAAAGGCAGACAUCCUUUCAAAAGAGGUCUCCCAACUCCGAAAUGAGAAUUACAAUUUGCAGGAGAAAUGUAGCAUGCUGGAGAAAGCUCAGCUACAGCACUUGGAAAAGGAAAAGACUCUGCUAAAUCUGAAGAAGAUGGUUGGAGAACUGCAGGCGUCUCAGACAUUCCGUGCAGCAGGUGACACGUACAAUGUGGGCAGUAGUGCAGACUGGUAUAACCAGCGCAGUAGAAAGACUGUGCGGGUCAGCACAGACCGCGUACAGAGGAGUCCGGCGAGAAUGACCUACGGGAUUCAGAUGUCCAGUAGAAGGACGAUUGGCAGUAAAGCAAUUCCCAAGAGACGUAAUUCUAAUAAUUACCAAAGACAGUGACACAUGUCUACUGGGUUGAACAGAGAAACAUGUUCUCAAGAGACGUAAUUCUAAUAAUUACCAGACAUUGAUAUACAUCUACUAGGCUGAACAGAGAAACAUGUUCUCAAGAGACAGAACUCAAACAUGUACCAAAAAAACCUAUGAUUUUGUUUUAAUGUCUUUGAUUUGUUUGUACAAAUAAAUAUAUUAAAUAGACAAUGGUAUGCAAUGUUUGGCACCUCAGAUAUCAAAGUUAAGACCACAAUUUAAAUCAUUUGUUAGUGGUAGCCAGACUAACUUGCGAAAUAAAUUGUAACUGUCACUGGCUGAAGCUUAUGAAUAGUGGACAUUAUUUUACUGUGGAUCUAUAAUAUGACAUUUUAUCCCACAACCAUUGUUUCUGUUGACAGAAUAUGACGACGGAUAAAGCAAAGUCAUAUCUGUAUAGUAGCAGGAUGUGACUUCUGACUUCACACAUAGCUACAUUACAGAAUCGCUCAUUUGACCUGUAGGUCAUCGUACAAUGUAGCUGAAAUAUACAUACAUUGUAACAUUGUGUAUUACUGUAUACAUGUAUGUAUACUGACAAGGUUUUGUAUUAUAUGUUCUUUAUAAAAUUAUUUUUAAUGUCACAAGCUUUAAGUUACAAUUUCUGGUAUAUUGACCAACUGUUAACUUUCUGAUGGAUCCAUAUGCUGGUAAAUUAAAGUCAUAUGGCAUCAUAAAUGUUUAUAUUAUCACCAGAUUUCAAAGAAAUGCCAUGAUGUAGGUUGCUGAUAAAUAUAUAGUACUAUAUUUGUGGCCGUUUGAUACCAUUAAUCUAAUAUAUCUAACUUCCUUUUGCUCAUUAGAAAUGCUUUUAAACAACUUGAAAGAUAAGAUAAGAAUCACUCAUUUACUGUGUUUUCAUUGUUUGUUAUCUGUGGUGUCUGUGUCAUCAACAUAGAGUAGCCAAUCAGAUGUCUUUAAAUCAUUAUCACAUCUAUGCUGGAGAUCGCUGUGUGAUAACAAUAAUAAAUAUCACAUAAUGUUCUCACCAACAGGUGUAAGAAAGCUGAUUAAACAUACACAUGCAUACAUACAAAUUGCAGUCUUGUGCAAGUCGUGGU
Messenger RNA from Gigantopelta aegis, 2759 nucleotides. RefSeq lists its product as uncharacterized. The transcript is spliced from 3 exons. Gene Ontology annotation, molecular function: death domain binding; protease binding. NCBI's taxonomy places the organism in Eukaryota, Metazoa, Mollusca, Gastropoda, Neomphalida, Peltospiridae. Gene Ontology annotation, biological process: regulation of apoptotic process. The record is from RefSeq and is a predicted model, not a curated record. The coding region runs from base 352 to 1668 and encodes 438 amino acids.